Myzus persicae (green peach aphid) is the source of this 1113-nucleotide messenger RNA. RefSeq lists its product as uncharacterized. Gene Ontology annotation, cellular component: transcription regulator complex; nucleus. Gene Ontology annotation, biological process: regulation of transcription by RNA polymerase II. NCBI's taxonomy places the organism in Eukaryota, Metazoa, Arthropoda, Insecta, Hemiptera, Aphididae. The record is from RefSeq and is a predicted model, not a curated record. The annotation marks the transcript as partial. The transcript has 2 exons.
UUUGCAACUCUUCAUGGUAAAUGCGAUUUACUAAAUAUUCUGUUUUACUAUAAGACUAGACUAGUAUGUCACAAUUCUAUUUAUAUUAUAUUAUAAAAUAUAUAUCUUUAGAUUUCAAAGAAUGGAAAUUAAAAACAGAAGAAGAUAAUUUAUGUUUUUAUGCCUUAAGUGCUCGUAAGACUGUCGGACAGAAUAAAAACAUUACAUACCUGGAUUGUCAUCGAACCGGUAAUUUCCAAAGUAGAUCAACAGGUGUCCGUAAAAUAAAAAGUCAGGCAGCUCUCCCACUAGCGCGACGCGAUUGACGCGACGCAACUGACGAAACUGGCGAUUCUUAUCGCGUCCGUGUUUCCAAUGUUUAUAAAUAGUACUUCUCCCAUACACGCAACGCGACUAUUUUUGCAGCGACUGCGACGUAAAAAAAUCGCGCGCGACUGAACAUGUUCAGUUUCAUUGCAACGGUCGUCUGCGAUUUUGGUAAAUAUGGCCAAAAAAGACGAUCCCGUUUAUAACAUUAAACUUGUGGAAGAAAUUGAAAAACACCCUUGUCUGUACAAUUAUAAGUUAUCCGACUAUUCAAAACGAGAUGUAACAGAUUUGGCAUGGGAAAGUGUGGCAAAAUCGUUAAAGGACAAAGCGGAAAACUGCAAAGAAAAAUGGAGGAACCUUCGUACAGUGUUUGUAAGGAGACAAAAACCACCAAGUGGUUCCGGAAGAAAAGAUUGUAAAGUAUACUAUAUGACUGAACAUAUGCAAUUUAUUUUACCGUAUAUUAAAGGAUUCAGAAGUGUAGAUAGUACGGGAAAUCUUCCUUCCCCUCCGAAUGUGAUGGACGAUGAAGUUAACGAAACUGAUGAAGUUGAAAACACCGAAGAAAAUGAAUUCGAAUCGACUGCAGAAAGUUUCAACAUGACUAAAUCAAGCAACGAACAAGUAUUUACUCCAAAAGUUAAGAAAAAAAAGACAAACACUUCAGAUGCUGCAGAUCAAUGUUUUAUUGAUUAUAUUAAUACUAAAAAACAAAAUUCCAAAAAAGAAGAUGAUCCAAGAAAACAGUUUCUGUUAAGUAUGUUACCUGAAAUACAUCAAAUGACUGACAUCCAAAUGAGGAAA